Molecule: messenger RNA, 1041 nt
Organism: Microsporum canis CBS 113480
Lineage: Eukaryota; Fungi; Ascomycota; Eurotiomycetes; Onygenales; Arthrodermataceae
Exons: 2
Coding region: 1-1041 (346 amino acids)
Source: RefSeq, a predicted model, not a curated record
AUGAAUCGUCAAGUUUAUGCUGAUGGGCCUCCAUCACCACCCUCCUUUCUGGCAGAAUACAAAUCUUCUUGCCUUGGAGCAAUGAGGUGUGGGAUCGAAAAGCAGAGUAAAGCAUUAGCUUCUUGUGGUGGACGAGCAUGGACUGAAGAAGAGGAUGCCUAUCUUUAUCGUGCCCGUAUGAUGAAGACUCCAUACAAGCGCAUUGCAGCCCAUCUGUGCAAGACGGAGCUGGCCUGUCGUCUACAUUACCAUCAAAUGUCAUCGGGCAAUCUUCGAAGGCGAAGUGCGAAAUCACGAUCAUCAUCGCUUAGUCUGGACUCUACACAUUACCCUAUCGAGGACUCCAGGCGUGAAUACUCUACCCCUUCACAUAUCCGAACCCCGUCUCCACGCUACGAACCAGUGCCCAGCUAUUUCCCGCCCUAUUCCCCGGCUUUUCCUCAAUCAUCACAUAAACGAUUGCCGUCGCUUUCGUAUCCGAUGGAGCUAUCACCAACUGGUCCAGACCCCAACAAGCCAUCCAUGGUUCAUACGAGCACAGCACACGACCGGAACCCGUCCCCACCAAACCAUAGGUACCAUGUCAAUAUCGACACUCCCAGGUUGUCAAAUAUACCAUAUAUCCACCAACACUCAUUCCCACCCUUUUCGACUACCAACACCGCUGCAAAACACCCUUUUCAAACCGCAGUAUUACCCCCUAAUAUAUCUGAUCCAUCUCACGAUAUAACCUUACCACCAAUCCGAUCGAUCCCCCUACCCACACCUAGCCCUAGCCCGGGCCCAGGUCCGGCCCCCUUAAUUCCCUCAAGGGGAGGUCUUCUCAGAGAUGUUUACCGUCGCGGUUCUCACCCACUAGCUGGGCAGUGUACUAGUGAUCUCCGCCGUGCAGCCGAAGAACCCCGACAACCUCGCAUUGCAGAACCUGGCGUUCAGCAAAUUACUCAAAGCUCGGUACAAAAAUGUGCCGUCUCUUCACUCCUGAAUGUCGAAAGGGAAGUGUGGGCUCCUCGAGGGAUUAAGAGCGGACCUGUGAUGUGA